AAACGACGUAGUAUAGAAAGGGGGGUGUAGGGGAAGCUGCAUACAUUAGAGUUUAGGGAAAAAUUUGUAUUUUGCGGCAAGUCACAAAAUUUCAGUUGAUCCAACAGUUUUUAUUUUUAUUUAUUUAUUUAUUUUAUUAACGAGACCAGAAUAAUAUAGUAGCCCAAGAUACUACAAAUUCUUCAAUUCAAUCAUCCAAAAAUGGGCAAGUGUAAAAAUAUAACCCCUUAUCCUCAAAUUGAAAGAUACUACUUGGGUUCGCAUUCCCAAUCUCCCAGUGGAAUACUUUGACAUCAAUUUUUUGAACAAAAUUGGUUCUAAAAUUGGUAAAGUGCUCAGAGUUGAUAAAACCACGGCACAAGCUGAGAGAGGUCAAUUACUCGCAUUAGUGUUGAAAUUGAUCUCACUAAACCCUUGCUAUCAAAAUUUUGGUUAAAAGGGAGAAUUUGGAGGAUUCAAUACGAAGGAAUUCGUAUGGUAUGCUUCAAGUGUGGGAAACUUGGGCAUGCUGAAGCUGAAUGUAUGCCAAUUGAAGAAAAUACCGAAGGAGGUGAUAUGAUAAUUCAUAACAAGCCUGCACCUGAUCAUCAGAAGAAACCAGAAGAGAAGGAGAAUUUUGGUUCUUGGAUGCUUGUCAAAAAGCCUGUUCGUAAGAGAAAUCCUAAGCAAGACAAGACUGCUGGGAUUGGGAACACCAAUACUGGUGGCGCGUUGGGAAAGGACAAAAGGGGUGAAAGUGGUGCUCAGCCACGUAUGUCCAAUAAUUCAGGAAAUAUUGGAGAGAAUCAGGGGAUUGGGUCAAGAUUUUCAAUUCUUGAUAAUCAAGAGGAGGAUAUCUUGGAAGCCGAUAUGGGAGAAGAUAAGGAAGGUGAACAAAAUAACGAAGGGAAUAUUUUUGGUACAACUAAUUUAGGGGAUAAUUCUCAGAAAUUUUUGCCAAAUAUUGCCUUUUCAUCUUUUGAUAAGGAGAAAAAUCUAUCCGCGAAUAAUGCGAAAAAUAAAUCAAAAAAAAAAUUCCUUCCAAAGUUUAUCCUGAAAAGAAAAAACAAGUUGAGAAGCAUGUGAAGCCUCUAAGAGCAUGUUUGGUAUGGGCUUUUUAUGGGGUUAGUAACGGAAUCGGGUUACCGUUUCCGUUAGAAGAUGUUUGGUUAAAGAGUUAAGUAAUAGAAACCGUUUCCUUCCUCUAACCCAUUCCAUUACUUUGUUUCCACUGUAAAACUUGGGGAAACAAAUCCCGUUUCUUUCCUCUAUCUAUUCUCUCUCCUCUCAUACAACAGAUCUCCCCACAAUCCUCAACUUUGAUCGAUCGAAGCCACAAAUUCGCUGAAGAAUUCUAAAUUUCGUACUUCAAAUUUCCAGAAAUCAACAAACUCAAGACUCAUAAGAAAGCUAAGGGGUUGUAUGGAGUUCCAUUCGUUCAUUAUGAAACUCUAGCAGAAAUAUAUGCAAAAGACAAAGCUACCGGAGAUGUAAGUGAGUCAUUCGUUGAUGCCAUAGAAGGUAUUGAUCAAGAUAUUGAUAAGCAACCAUUGAUUGUCGAGAGUGAUGAAGAAGAUGAUGUGAAUUCUACUAAUUUGGACACUUAUUCUUCUACAAGUCAAUCCAGAAAACGCCCCGUGAAGAUAGAGGAUGAUCAUAUAACUCCUUCAAAAAUGGCAAAACGCUCUAUAAAGGCAAAGGAGGUUAAGGUGAAAGGAAAGAACAAGGUAAAUUUGAAGAGUUUGUGUAGGAAUGAUGAUGAUGAUUUGGUGGCCUCUCUCCAUGAUGUUUCCAACAAUUUUGGGAAGAUAUUUGAAAAUAUCAAUGUUAAUCUCGGGACUAUGGCUAGUGCAUGGUCUAAAGCGGAAGAAAGGGAGCAAAGGAUGGAUGAAAAGGUGAACAAGGUAUUGGAUGAGGUGAUGAAGUUAGAUGACAUUUCUCCAUCCGAAGCUUUAGAGGUUGCUACUAUUCUCAUGGCGGAAGAACAUAAGCUUCGUAUCUUCUAUCAAGCACCAUUUAACAUGAAAAAACAAUAUGCAAAUUGAUCUUCUUAAGAAGAAGUAGCAUUUGAUUGUUGUCAUGUCUUUGUUUUUUUGUUGAACAUUUGCAACUUGAGCAAUACAAGUUAUGUGUUGGGAUUAUUCAUAUAAUGAUGGACAUAUUAUUAGUCAAUGUUUGGAUAAUUAAUGAGUGCCAACUUUGCUUUGUAUAU
This is a messenger RNA of Chenopodium quinoa (quinoa), 2191 nucleotides long. RefSeq lists its product as uncharacterized. NCBI's taxonomy places the organism in Eukaryota, Viridiplantae, Streptophyta, Magnoliopsida, Caryophyllales, Amaranthaceae. Bases 475 to 1065 code for a protein of 196 amino acids. The record is from RefSeq and is a predicted model, not a curated record. The transcript is spliced from 2 exons. Gene Ontology annotation, molecular function: nucleic acid binding; zinc ion binding.